Molecule: messenger RNA, 2234 nt
Organism: Pyrus x bretschneideri (Chinese white pear)
Lineage: Eukaryota; Viridiplantae; Streptophyta; Magnoliopsida; Rosales; Rosaceae
Product: protein NUCLEAR FUSION DEFECTIVE 4-like
Exons: 2
Coding region: 246-2069 (607 amino acids)
Cellular component (GO): membrane
Source: RefSeq, a predicted model, not a curated record
UAUUAAUGAUCUUUCUGAUUUCUUGGGGUCUGCUCAACUUCUCACUUGAUGAACAGUUGUGAUUUCAACCAAAAAUGCCAUAAACAACUCUGCUCAAAGCUCGAGUUCUGCAGCCAUCCGCGAACGACAACGUACGCCUUCGAUCAUCUUCGUUUGCAGCUGCCGCUGUCACCUCAAGGCUGCCUGGCUUCCAACAAGUUGGGGUUUUCUUUUGAGGAGGCAAAGUAAGCAAAGAGGCUUAGAGAAUGGAGGUUCAUGGCAAUAGCGGUAGUGGUAAUGGUGUGAGAACUUGGACAGAUAUGAAAGGCUUCGCCGUCCAAGUAAUCACUGGCCGGUGGCUCAUGUUGUUUGCCUCAUUCCUAAUGAUGGCUAGUGCCGGUGCAAGCUACAUGUUUGGCCUCUACUCAAACGACAUCAAGUCUGUCCUUGGCUACAGCCAAUCCACCCUCAACACCAUCAGUUUCUUCAAGGAUUUGGGGGCCAACAUCGGCAUCUUUUCCGGCCUAGUCAACGAGGUCACGCCGCCAUGGGUGGUCUUAUCAAUUGGUGCAGCAUUCAACUUUUUCGGAUACUUCAUGAUAUGGCUAGCCGUGGCCCAAAAAAUUGCCAAACCUCAAGUUUGGCACAUGUGCUUGUACAUCACAAUGGGGGCAAAUUCACAUACUUUCAUCAACACCGGAGCUCUAGUCACGUGUGUCAAAAACUUCCCAAGAAACCGCGGCCUCUUAAUCGGGCUUUUGGAAGGCUACAUAGGCCUAAGUGCAGCUGUAAUUGUGCAGAUAUACCAUGCUUUGUAUGGUAAUGACACAAAGUCCUUCACUUUGUUUGUGGCAUGGCUUCCCUCAGCUAUUUCUUUGAUAUUUCUUCGUACCAUUCGGAUAAUGAAGGUUAUACCGAAGAAGAAAUAUUCCAAGGUACUACAAAAAUUCUUUUUUAUUUCACUUGGACUGGCAGGGUACUUACUGAUCAUAAUCAUAGUAGAGCAAAAGGUGAAAUUCACACAAUUUGAGUACGGUGGGAGUGCAGCUGUUGUGCUUUUCUUGCUUUUUCUCCCACUUGCUGUUGUAGUUGCAGAAGAGUACACUUCUUGGAGGAAUAAGACAUCUUUAAGUACCGUAAACAUCGAAAUUUCAUCACCAGAUUCACCACCUGUGGAUCAAAUAAUUGUAAGCCAAAACAAGGAAAUGUUGAAGGUAAAAAAGCUUUCUUGUUGGGAAAAUAUAUUUAGUCCACCGGAGAUCGGACAAGACUAUACAAUCCUCCAAGCAAUAUUCAGCAUUGAGAUGUUAACUUUAUUUUUAACCACAUUGUGUGGCCUCGGAGGCAUGCUAACACUGAUGGACAAUUUGGGCCAGAUUGGAACUGCAUUAGGCUACUCUUUGGAAAGCAUAACCACUUUUGUUUCGCUCGCAAGCAUAUGGAUUUACCUUGGAGAAGUCAUGUUGGGUUUUCUCUCAGAAGUCUUUAUCACAAAAUACAAAAUCCCUAGGCCUCUUAUGUUCACUGUGUCCCUCUUGGUGUCCUGCAUUGGCCACCUUCUCAUUGCUUUCAACGUCCCAAAUGGUCUCUACGUAGCUUCAAUAAUCACAGGGUUUUGCUUCGGUGGACAAUGGCCGUUGAUUUUUGCAAUCACUUCCGAGGUUUUCGGGCUUAAGCAUUGCUCUACUUUGAACAAUGUUGGGGUGAUGGCUUGCCCACUUGGUUCAUAUUUGCUUAAUGUGAAAGUCACAGGCUAUCUUUAUGAUAAGGAGGCAGAGAAGCAACUGAAAGCUUUAGGGUUGGAGAGGAAGCCCGGGGAGGGAUUAAAUUGUACUGGAGGACAAUGCUACAAAUUGCCCUUCCUUAUAAUCACCGGUGCGACAAUUCUUGGUGUGUUUUUUUCCCUCAUUUUGGUGCUUAGGACUUGGAAGUUUUAUAACAGUGACAUCUAUAAGAAGUUCAAAGAUGAGUCGAUAGCGGUUGAAUCUGACGAGGUGGUGGCGACAAACCGGAAUGUUGGAUUAGUAUCGAAGCCGGAAACUGAGACUGGUGUAAGAAGUCCUAGAAACAACCCAGAUAUUCGAAGGUGAAAGGUGGUACAAGUUCUUAGUUAAACACAAAUAGGAAUGGUUUUAAAUUUUAGCUAAUUUCAUCUGUCAUUGUAAUAUUAUGUACAAUCUUUCUUGAACCAGAUUAUGAUAUCUCUAAUAAUUCAGGAACUUGAUAUUCCUGAACCAAAAUGGAAAUUGACACUA